Contarinia nasturtii (swede midge) is the source of this 611-nucleotide messenger RNA. Its product is annotated as rRNA methyltransferase 2, mitochondrial-like. The record is from RefSeq and is a predicted model, not a curated record. Gene Ontology annotation, biological process: RNA methylation. NCBI's taxonomy places the organism in Eukaryota, Metazoa, Arthropoda, Insecta, Diptera, Cecidomyiidae. Gene Ontology annotation, molecular function: rRNA (uridine-2'-O-ribose)-methyltransferase activity. Gene Ontology annotation, cellular component: mitochondrion.
GUCGUUUAACUAAUUUCAAGUGUCGAAGUGCAUUCAAAUUGCUUGAAAUAAAUGAGAAAACCAAAAUCUUACAACCUGGUCAAACAGUCAUUGAUUGCGGAGCAUCGCCGGGUUCGUGGACGAAAAGAGCAGUGAGCAAAACUAAUGCUAAUGGGAAAAUGAAGAACAAACCAAAGGGAUUUGUUAUCGGGAUUGAUAUGCUAUCGAUUCAUCCCAUAGAGGGCGCUCAUUUGCUAUGCCAUUCAGAUUUUACUCUCACAAAGACCCAAGAUCAAAUUCGAGAACUUUUGAAAGGACGAAAAACCGAUUGUGUACUCUCUGAUAUGGCACCAAAUUCAACUGGUGUUCGAGAUCAAGACAAAAUUAUGGACUUAGUAUACAAUGUCUUACGGUUUGCCAUUUUAAUGUCAUCCGAAAAUGCCAACCUCUUGGUCAAAGUUUGGGACAAUGGAAAUGUGAAGAAAUUCGAAGAGAUUGCACUUCGUUAUUAUAAAACUUUUAAACACAUAAAACCGGAAGCGUCGAGAAGCGAUUCAGCCGAAAAAUUUCUUCUGGCCAAAGAUUUUCGAGGAUUUAAAAAUAUUACCAAUUCCAAAAUAGAAAAUAAAUAA